Molecule: messenger RNA, 2531 nt
Organism: Elephantulus edwardii (Cape elephant shrew)
Lineage: Eukaryota; Metazoa; Chordata; Mammalia; Macroscelidea; Macroscelididae
Gene: MCM8
Product: minichromosome maintenance complex component 8
Exons: 18
Coding region: 1-2496 (831 amino acids)
Biological process (GO): double-strand break repair via homologous recombination
Cellular component (GO): nucleus; MCM complex
Molecular function (GO): single-stranded DNA binding; ATP binding; ATP hydrolysis activity
Source: RefSeq, a predicted model, not a curated record
AUGAGUGGAGAAUAUAGAGGCAGAGGAUUUGGGCGAGGAAGAUUUCAAAGCUGGAAGAGAGGCAGAGGUGGUGGGAACUAUUCAGGAAAGUGGAGAGAACACAGACCCGGACUAAUUAAAACCACAGGGAAGCAUUCUCCUGAACAGACCCCACAAUCUUUGCAGUUACAGUCAACACUGGACCAGUUCAUACCAUAUAAAGGCUGGAAACUUUAUUUCUGUGAAGUUUACAGUGAUAACUCUCCUUUUAUUGAGAAGAUUCAAGCAUUCGAAAACUUUUUCGCACGGAACAUUGAUUUAUAUGAUAAGGAUGAAAUAGAAAGAAAGGGAAGUAUAUUGGUGGACUUUAAAGAACUGACUAAAGAUGAUGAAAUCACUGACCUGAUACCAAAUAUAGCGAAUGAGCUAAGGGAUACACCUGAGAAAACCUUGGCUUGCCUGGGCCUGGCGAUACACCAGAUAUUAACUAAGGACCUUGAACGGCAUGCAGCUGAAUUACAGGCCCAAGAAGGAUUGCCCAGUGCUGGAGAAACCAUGGUAAACGUGCCACACAUUCACGCGAGAGUGUACAACUAUGAGCCCUUGACACAGCUCAAGAAUGUCCGAGCAAAUUACUAUGGGAAAUAUGUUGCUCUCAGAGGGACAGUAGUCAGAGUCAGUAACAUCAAGCCCCUUUGCACCAAGAUGGCUUUUCUGUGUGCUGCCUGUGGAGAAAUUCAGAGCCUGUCUCUUACAGAUGGAAAAUUUAGUCUUCCCUCAAAGUGUCCUGUGCCUGCUUGUCGAGGGAAGUCAUUUACUGCCCUCCGGAGCUCUCCGCUCACAGUCACGAUGGAUUGGCAGUCGAUCAAAAUCCAGGAACUAAUGUCUGAUGAUCACCGAGAAGCAGGUCGAAUUCCUCGAACAAUAGAGUGUGAACUUGUUCAUGAUCUUGUAGACAGCUGUGUCCCCGGAGACAUUGUGACCGUUACUGGAAUUGUGAAAGUCUCCAAUGCUGAAGAAGGCUCUAGAAAUAAGAAUGACAAGUGUAUGUUCCUUCUGUACAUUGAAGCUAAUUCUGUCAGUAACAGCAAAGGACACAAAACAAAGACCUCAGACACUGGAUCUAAGCAUGGAGCAAUGAUGGAGUUCUCACUUAAAGACCUUUAUGCCGUCCAAGAGAUCCAAGCUGAAGAAAAUCUGUUUAAGCUCAUUGUCAACUCACUCUGUCCUGUCAUUUUUGGUCAUGAGCUUGUUAAAGCAGGUUUGGCAUUAGCACUAUUUGGAGGAACCCAGAAAUAUGCAGAUGACAAAAACAGAAUUCCAAUCCGAGGAGACGCACACGUCCUUGUUGUUGGAGAUCCAGGCUUGGGAAAGAGCCAGAUGCUACAAGCAGUAUGCAACGUCGCUCCACGUGGCGUGUAUGUUUGUGGAAAUACUACUACCACUUCUGGUCUGACUGUCACUCUUUCUAAAGAUAGUUCUUCUGGAGAUUUUACUUUGGAAGCUGGUGCCCUGGUACUUGGUGAUCAAGGUAUUUGUGGAAUAGAUGAAUUUGAUAAGAUGGGGAAUCAACAUCAAGCCUUACUAGAAGCCAUGGAGCAGCAAAGUAUUAGUCUUGCUAAGGCUGGAGUGGUUUGCAGCCUCCCUGCAAGAACGUCCAUUAUUGCUGCAGCAAAUCCAGUUGGAGGACAUUACAAUAAAGCCAAAACAGUGGCUGAGAACUUGAAAAUGGGGAGUGCUCUCUUGUCCAGAUUUGACUUGGUCUUUAUCCUGUUAGACACUCCUAAUGAGGAUCAUGAUCACUUACUCUCAGAACAUGUGAUCGCAAUGAGAGCUGGAAAGCAGAGAACUGUUAGCAGUGCCUCCGUAGCUCGUGUGAAUAGUCAAGAUUCAAAUACUUCGGUACUUGAAGUGGUUUCUGAUAAACCUUUAUCAGAAAGACUAAAGGUGGCUCCAGGAGAAACAAUAGACCCCAUUCCACAUCAGCUACUUAGAAAGUACAUUGGCUAUGCUCGGCAGUAUGUCUAUCCUAAGUUAUCAGCAGAUGCUGCUCAAGUUCUUCAAAAUUUUUACCUGGAGCUACGAAAACAGAGCCAGAGGUUAAAUAGCUCACCAAUAACUACUAGACAGCUGGAAUCUCUAAUUCGCUUAACAGAGGCACGAGCAAGGUUGGAAUUGAGAGAGCAAGCCACCAAAGAUGAUGCUGAAGAUAUAGUUGAAAUUAUGAAAUAUAGCAUGCUAGGAACUUACUCUGAUGAAUUUGGAAACCUAGAUUUUGAGCGCUCACAGCAUGGUUCUGGAAUGAGCAACAGGUCAACAGCAAAAAGAUUCAUUUCUGCUCUCAACAACAUUGCUGAAAGAACCUACAAUAAUUUAUUUCAAUAUCAUCAACUUCUACAGAUUGCCAAAGAGCUAAACAUUCAGGUUGUUGAUUUUGAAAACUUUAUUGGAUCUCUAAAUGACCAGGGCUUCCUCUUGAAAAAAGGUCCAAAGGUUUACCAGCUUCAGACAUUGUAAAGGAACUUUACUAAAUCAAGGCUUACUGGGUUUAU